Messenger RNA from Prunus armeniaca (apricot), 1338 nucleotides. NCBI's taxonomy places the organism in Eukaryota, Viridiplantae, Streptophyta, Magnoliopsida, Rosales, Rosaceae. The record is from the annotation of a GenBank genome assembly.
AUGUUUGCGAUAGUAUCAUUGGUACGUUGUUGGAGAUCCUUGGAAAAAAAUAAAGAUGGGAUUACUGCUCGUUUGGAUUUAUUGAACAUGUGGGUCAAGAGUGAUUUGCAACCUGAGUAUGGAGAAAGACGUACUCGCUUGCCUCCAAGGCCUAGGAAUUUGUCAAGAGCAGAGAAGAGAGCGGUUUGCAAUUCUUUUUAUGGUAUGAAGGUCCUUGAAGAUUCAAGACUUCUUGGACUUAAAUCUCAUGAUUGUCAUACCUUGAUGCAACAAUUGCUCCCUGUGGCAAUUCGUUCUGUUUUGGAGAAGUCUGCAAGGUAUAUGAAAGUGCUAAAAGGGUAUGUUCAAAACCGUACUCGACCGAAAGGUUGCAUUGUUGAGCGGUAUAUAGCUAAAGAAGCUGUAGAGUUUUGCACCGAGCAUUUAUCUUAUGUUAAUACAGUUGGAGUGCCUUCAAGCCAAAAGAUGGGAGUUUCGAAGCCAUUAUCAAGUUGCACAGUAAGCUUAGUUGAUCGGGACUUGUUAAACCAGGCACAUUUAUAUGUCUUGGAGAAUACGGAGGAAGUCCUACCUUAUAUCGAGGAACAUAUGAUCCACAUCAAGACCACUUAUCCAAAAUUUAGAAAGAGAACAAAGUGGCUGCAAGAUAAGCACAAUAGCACUUUCAUUCAAUGGCUCCACUUUAAGGUUCAAAGUGAACUUAAUGGGGAGGAGCAUAAUGGUGUAUCAGAAAAUUUGAGGUGGCUAGUAGCUGAUCCAAGCAUGGCAGUGCCAUCAUAUAGGAGCUAUCUUAUUAAUGGUGUUAAAUUUAACACCAAGGCACAAGAUGAUGUGCAAACUGUCCAAAAUAGUGGAGUUUAUUUACUUGCACAUACUAUGCAAGUUGCUAGUGCCAAGGAUAAACACCCUAUUGUCUCCAAUAUGGGUUUUUAUGGUGUUAUUCAAGAAAUUUGGGACCUUGACUACCAAAAGUUUAGAAUCCCAGUCUUGAGAUGUGAUUGGAUAGAUAACACUUCGGGCCUUGUAGUCGACGAACUUGGAUUUACCCUUGUAGAUCUGAGUAAAAUUGGACAUAGGAAUGACCAACUAGUUAUGGCUUCUCAAGUCAAACAAGUAUUUUAUGUUGACGACCCAAUGCAUCGUGGUUGGUCGGUAGUGUUAUCAAUGCCUAAUAGGGAAUAUAAUGAUGUUAUUGGUGAUGAUGUGCUAGGUGAUACUAGAAUUGAGUGUGAGCCAUUUACUAGAGGGAUACCAAAUGUUGACACAUUUGAUGACCUAGUGGGUGAGUUUGGGAAUGAAAAUAUUAGAGAUGGGUGUGAAGAUAUAUGGAUUGAUUGA